Colletotrichum phormii is the source of this 940-nucleotide messenger RNA. RefSeq names its product Longin-like domain-containing protein. Gene Ontology annotation, biological process: endoplasmic reticulum to Golgi vesicle-mediated transport. The transcript is spliced from 2 exons. The coding region runs from base 178 to 819 and encodes 213 amino acids. NCBI's taxonomy places the organism in Eukaryota, Fungi, Ascomycota, Sordariomycetes, Glomerellales, Glomerellaceae. Gene Ontology annotation, cellular component: nucleus; TRAPP complex; cytoplasm. The record is from RefSeq and is a predicted model, not a curated record.
CCAGGACCACCAUCCGUACCUUUACCCAGCUCUCCAUUCUCCAACCACAUCACAAAACGGAACUUUUGACCGACGACAUAAUCGCAUUCCAGGCCUCGACGCGGAACCUCACCGAAAGACGACAGUCGCAACCGCAACCAAGGGUGAACAAAAGGAAGCACAAGUCAGGCGCGCAGAAUGGCGACCGCGAUCCCCUCCAUAGCAUGCAUAGGCAUCAUCGGCCGCAACAACAACCCUCUCCACAUCCAAAUCUUCCCCUCCCACAACCCCUCAACAAACACCUUUGCGCCGAUCCGCACGCCCCUCCAAUUCUCCCUCCUCCUCUCCUCGACCCUAGACAUCUUUGAGCUCCGUCACGGCAACAACAAUUCCUUCGCAGGCGGCGGUGCUGCCGCGGCGCCAGGGUCAACAGGGACAGGUCUGUCCGGCGAAGUAGGUCUCCUCCACGCCGUCGACGAACGGCUGGCCGCGUACGGGUGGGAGACCAACACGGGCGUCAAGAUCGUGGUUGUGGUUGAUAUGCGCGGGCGGAGGGUCGGCGGCGGUGGCGGGACGCCGGGGACGGAAAGUGCCGCCGCCGCCGCUGCUGUUGCUGCUGCCAAGGGCCACGGCGCGGUUGGGUUAAGGGAGCAGGAGUUGCGGGUCGUGUUUCGGGCUGUGCAGAGCGCGUAUGUGAGGUUGUUGCAGAAUCCGUUUUAUGAGCCUGAUGAGCAUUCGCCUGUGAGCGGGCGUGGCGGGAGGGUGAUUAAGAGUCGGAAGUUUGAGGGGGAGGUGAGGAGGGUUGGGGAGGGGUGGACGCCUGGUGUUACGACUCUUUGAGGUGCCGCGCUUUGGCGAUUGAAGUUGCAAAAUGGGAUGAUGGUUGAUCCAUAGCCUUUCUAUUCUUUCUUGGGAGUUUGGGGCGUUGAUCAUAGAGGAUAGAUGCAUGGGUUUCGAGGUG